This is a messenger RNA of Laccaria bicolor S238N-H82, 957 nucleotides long. RefSeq lists its product as uncharacterized. The record is from RefSeq and is a predicted model, not a curated record. Gene Ontology annotation, biological process: chromatin remodeling. NCBI's taxonomy places the organism in Eukaryota, Fungi, Basidiomycota, Agaricomycetes, Agaricales, Hydnangiaceae. The coding region runs from base 1 to 957 and encodes 318 amino acids. The transcript is spliced from 9 exons.
AUGUCUUUUCUACAAAAUCUAAUGACAACAUUCCAGCAAGCCCAAGCGGAAGGCCUCUGCCUGCGCUUUCCCAAUAAUCUCGGUAACCACAGGGAGAUCAAUUAUGAACAUGCAGUAGAAAUGCUCCUCCGAGCUGUUCCCACAUCUCAAAACACACCUUUUGUGUGGGGGUUCAUUGACAAGCCUGCUGAUGGCCAGAUUUUACUCCUGUUUCUAUCGACACAAGCGCCAUUUCCAAAUGACGGCAUCCGCUACCAGGAUGCAGAGGUUAAAUACGCCAUGCCGGUUGGAACCACCCGUGAGCUCGAGGUACACGAAGCAAAGUGCGGUUUUAUUCCAGGUUCACAGGAUCAAAACGCAUCGCGUGUCCGGCGACGAUACCGUCUCGUGAAAGGCGGACACUCUCAAUUAGUUCUCGUACAUUACACACGAGGGCAACCAGCACCCAUCGCGCCCGCACUUGUAAAUCAACCCGUACGCGCUUAUCCACUCAGAACCAUUAACGAGCCGCCAAUGUUUGUCAUCGGUGACAAAGCCGGGCAGAAAGUCUAUCCCCCAGGCGGCUCCUCCAUGCAUGGACCUCCAUCUGCCCCGCCAAUGCCUCCAACCGCGAUAGGCAUGGGGAUGAAUAUGAGCCAGCAGCAAGCCAUGUUGGCGCAUCAGAAUAGCAACAUGGAGAUGCUGGAACGUAGACGAGAGCGUGAGAGGGAGCAGCAAAAUCGGAAUCGGAGUGGGAGUACCGGUCGUCCUCCCAGGCCUGAAGAUGAUGAUUCUGGGGAUGAUACCGAGCAAAUAGCCACACGAACUCUAGCGUUUACCAGAUACAAACGCAAUCAUGAUUUAAUGAAUGACGUUUUUCGUCAAGCGGCGUAUGGCGAUAAGAAGGAGCGACCUUACACUAGCCCAUACUCCAUUUUCAACAAAGACGAUUUAGAAACCAAGGCUUAUCUGUGUUAA